AUAAAUAUGUAGGGUAAAGAUUUUAAACAUGUUUUAAACAAGUGUUACAAAUUUAACUGAUACCAGCUUCUAAACUUCACUAAGAUAUCAAAGUCUUAUCAUUUUCUUUUAGUAUAUAAGAACAUACAAUCAAAAAUGAAUAACUUAUACCUCACUGACUUACUACAAAUCAGAUAUGUGGAAGAUUGGGCAGAGAGGAGUUCCCUAUUUCCAGAGACUCAUUGCUGCGCCGUUCACGACCUUGCGGUCCUUGCCAACUUCUUUGGUCGAGACAGGGCAGAACCGUGUCAUUGAUGCUUCGUUAACUCUCAUCCGUGAAAGGGCAAAACUCAAAGGAGAGUUAGUGCGACUCAUAGGAGGAGCAAAAGCUACAACAGCUCUUCUUGGAGUACCACUUGGUCACAACUCUUCUUUUCUUGAAGGCCCAGCCUUGGCUCCUCCUCAUGUAAGGGAAGCUAUUUGGUGUGGUAGUACAAACUCCACCACUGAAGAAGGGAAGGAGCUAAAAGAUCCACGUGUUCUAAGUGAUGUUGGUGAUAUUCCGGUACAAGAGAUUAGAGAAAUGGGGGUUGAUGAUGAUAGACUUAUGAAAGUAGUAAGUGAAUCUGUGAAGCUGGUGAUGGAAGAGGAACCAUUGCGCCCGCUGGUCAUAGGUGGAGACCAUUCCAUAUCUUAUCCUGUUGUGAGAGCUGUUUCGGAGAAACUUGGAGGACCCGUGGAUAUUCUUCAUCUUGAUGCACAUCCCGAUAUAUAUGACCGUUUUGAAGGCAAUUAUUACUCUCAUGCAUCUUCUUUUGCUCGUAUCAUGGAAGGUGGCUAUGCGCGGCGGCUUUUACAGGUUGGGAUCAGAUCCAUAAACAAAGAAGGACGGGAACAAGGCAAGAGGUUUGGAGUAGAACAGUAUGAGAUGCGAACCUUCUCAAAAGAUCGCCAAAUGUUGGAAAACUUGAAACUAGGGGAAGGAGUGAAGGGCGUGUAUAUCUCGAUCGAUGUUGACUGUCUCGAUCCGGGAUUCGCGCACGGAGUGUCCCACUUCGAACCAGGAGGUCUUUCUUUCCGAGACGUCCUUAACAUAUUACACAACCUUCAGGGAGAUUUGGUGGGGGCUGAUGUUGUUGAGUACAAUCCACAGCGUGAUACCGCUGAUGACAUGACGGCAAUGGUCGCGGCUAAGUUUGUUAGAGAGCUAGCCGCAAAAAUGUCAAAAUGAAUUUAAAUGGUACUUUGGAGUUUAAUCGUUGAAGCUUGUAAUAUGCAAUAAGUGUGGUCUCAUAGACAUGGUAUCGAAUAAGCUUAAUAUCAAUUGGGUUUUUAGGCCAAAAUAUCAAUGUAUAAUUUGUUAAAUUAUGAUAAGAUGCAUUGUAAUAAGUUGUAAAAGUAAUUUAUCAUAUUGCAAUAUAUGUAAAAAUAAAUUUAGCCCAUUUUAAUGCCACAACCCAAUAUGACUGGUUCUAACUACAUUUUGACCA
This is a messenger RNA of Arabidopsis thaliana (thale cress), 1469 nucleotides long. It is a transcript of the gene ARGAH2, whose product is annotated as Arginase/deacetylase superfamily protein. Gene Ontology annotation, molecular function: agmatinase activity; arginase activity; metal ion binding. The transcript is spliced from 6 exons. Gene Ontology annotation, biological process: urea cycle; putrescine biosynthetic process. The record is from RefSeq and is marked reviewed. Gene Ontology annotation, cellular component: chloroplast; mitochondrion. NCBI's taxonomy places the organism in Eukaryota, Viridiplantae, Streptophyta, Magnoliopsida, Brassicales, Brassicaceae. Bases 176 to 1210 code for a protein of 344 amino acids.